UACCUGCAGAAAAGCAUAGCAACCAGCACAAUAACAUACAUAUAAUAAUUUCAUGUAAUAUGAAAAAAGAAGGAAGCUGUUGAAAGAAAGAGACAUUAAACUUUAUACCCAAUUCCAAUAUAGUAUAUAUUACAGUUGAAACUUGAAAGAGACAACCUGGAAGAUCACCCAACAUCCCCAAAAAAUAAAACCAAAAAAAAAAGAGGGAAGAGAAAAGGAAAGAAGAAGAGAAAGAAAAGAACUUCCACCUAUGAGUAUGAAACCAACCUUAAGCACAAAGCUUUAGUUACACCACACCUACUUCUGUUCAGUCUUUUCUUUUAAGCAAAAAUCUCUAAACUUCCCAUCAGAGAAUCACACCAUCUUUUUCAGAGAACCAUUAUUUCCACCUUUUUUGGCCUCCAUUAUCAGAGCCUAAACAAACAAAAAAAAACUUCCUGGGUUUAGCAGUGUAUGCUAACCCUAAUUCACCUUAAAAGAAAGGCUCAAUGGGGUCAAUACAGACUCCGGUAUCAGUUCGAAGCUCCGGCUUACUCGAAACUUCAUGUGGAUAUCUGCUUCAAGAAUUGCAGAUGAUAUGGGAUGAAGUUGGAGAGGAUGAAGUUGAAAGGGAGAAAAUGUUACUGGACAUUGAACAAGAGUGCCUUGAGGUAUACAGAAAGAAGGUUGAUUAUGCUAACAUGGCGAGAUCACGUCUACACCAGGAAUUGGCUGAGUCUGAGUCUGAGUUCACUCAGCUUCUUCUGUCACUCGGCGAACGGUCUCUUCCUGAAAGGCCAGAGAAGAAGGCAGGGACUCUAAGACAACAGAUAGAUUCGAUCACCCCAGCUUUAAGGGAAAUGAGGCUGAGGAAACGAGAGAGAAUGAACCAGUUCCAAGCAGUUCAAGGACAAAUACAAAAAAUUAAAGCAGAAAUAGCAGGUUUGUCAGAAUAUGAUGACUCUGCAUCAGCUAUGAAAGUCAAUGAGAAUGAUCUUUCAUUGAAGAAACUUGAAGAGUACCAAGCUGAGCUGAAAAAACUCCAAAAUGAGAAGGGCAACAGACUCCAAAAGGUGGAAAGAUAUACAAGCCAAAUCCAUAACCUGGCUGCAUUAUUGGGCAUGGAUUCCUCAAUGACUAUUACAAAGAUUCAUCCAAGCUUAAAUGAAUUGUGUGGAUUAGCAAAAAAUAUAAGUGACAACAUUUUGGCUAAACUUGAGGAGACUGUGAAGACUCUCGAAGAACAAAAACAGGAGCGGAUUGAGAAGCUUCACCAUUUAGGUAAAGCAUUGUUAGACAUGUGGAAGCUUAUUGAUACCCCAGAGAAAGAGCGUCAACAGUUUUAUCAUGUUGUUAACUUACUGGUAGUCCCAUUCGACCAGAUAACAAAACCUGGAAGCCUCACCCCCAACAUCAUCCAACAGGCUGAGACUGAAGUACAGAGACUAGACGAACUAAAAACAAGCAAGAUGAAAGAGCUUUUCCACAGAAAACAGUUUGAGCUUCAAGAGAUAUGCAGUAGAUCACAUAUGGAAAUCCCUUCACCAUCUGAAAUGGAAAACAUUACACACCUAGUUGACUCAGGGACAAUCGACCUUGUCCAUCUUCUCAGAAGCAUGGAUGAGCAGAUUGCUAAAGCACAAGAAGAAGCGUCGAGUAGAAAAGCUAUAAUGGAGAGGGUGGAUAAGUUGAUGUUGGCACGUGAUGAAGAACGGUGGUUAGAAGAAUAUAACAUGGAUGAAAAUCGAUAUUCGGUCAGCAGAGGUGCUCACAGGAACCUAAAACGUGCAGAGCGAGCCAGAGUCACAGUAAUCAAGAUCCCAGCUUUAGUAGAUAUGUUGAUCUCAUGGAUCAAAGGUUGGGAAGAAGAAAGAAAGAAAGUGUUUUUAUAUGACGAGGCACCUCUGCUAGCUAUGUUGGAAGAAUACAUGGCAUUGCGGCAAGAAAAGGAAGAGGAAAAGCAAAGACAGAGGAUAGAAAAGAAAAAAGUAGCAGCUGUACAAAAUAAUCUCUCAUUGAGCCCCAGACCAGGCACCAGUGCUCGACGUGUCCCAAACAGAAAUCUAAAUGGUAGUUUCAACAGUGGUUCCCCUACAAGCAGAAACUUGAACGGAAAUCCUUCGACCAGGAGAUCAUCUUUGGGUGCACAAGGAGGAUCGAACAGUUUCAACCCACGGAGCCUAUGUACAUCAUUCAUGCAGGAAGGAACUAAACCAUUAAGACAGCAAAUGUAUGCCCAAUCUGAAUUUGCUUCUCACUCAAGAGAUGAAACAGCUUCAGUUGUAUCAACCUUUUCCGGGCCCUUAUCUCCUGAAAUCUGAGAGCACUCACAAGAAACACAUAAGAGUUUGUAACAUAGCAUAGAUCUGAGAGUUUUGUGCAAAAAUAAUAUCAGAUAUUCUGAUUAUCAACCCCCCCCCCCCUCCUUCCCCAGAUAUACUUUUCUUUUGUAAAGUUCCCUGCAUUUUUUCAGGAGGAGAUGUAUGUAGUCUUUCAGUGGACCAGUUUGUGUAAUAUAGAGCUUUCUCUUAUCAA
Beta vulgaris subsp. vulgaris (sugar beet) is the source of this 2514-nucleotide messenger RNA. RefSeq names its product 65-kDa microtubule-associated protein 8. The transcript is spliced from 11 exons. Gene Ontology annotation, molecular function: microtubule binding. Bases 489 to 2300 code for a protein of 603 amino acids. NCBI's taxonomy places the organism in Eukaryota, Viridiplantae, Streptophyta, Magnoliopsida, Caryophyllales, Amaranthaceae. Gene Ontology annotation, cellular component: spindle; cytoplasm. Gene Ontology annotation, biological process: microtubule cytoskeleton organization. The record is from RefSeq and is a predicted model, not a curated record.